Psylliodes chrysocephalus is the source of this 1470-nucleotide messenger RNA. NCBI's taxonomy places the organism in Eukaryota, Metazoa, Arthropoda, Insecta, Coleoptera, Chrysomelidae. The record is from the annotation of a GenBank genome assembly.
CUCUUAGAUAAAAUAACUACUAACUCACUGACCUUACCUACCACUAAUACUAGCUACUACCGAAUCCCUCUGCAAAUGUAUGUUCAACAGUAUAAAGGGCCAUAUAUUACAAAACUUUAUUUAUAGGUUACGUCGGUUUAUUAUUUCUGCUGAUCUUUUUUCUUUGCUAUUUUGUAAACAAAUCAAUUAAUUGAAUUUUUAAUUUGUCUUUAUUAUAAUGUCUGAUUCGGAGGUAGUACAAGGAAGUACGUGUAAUUUUAUUUUUAAAAAACGAAAAAUUAAAAAUCAAGGUGCAAGGAAAAGACAAGCUUCAAGUUCAGAUGAAGACGCACCUGAAAAAGGAGAACAAUCUUUAAUUAAAUUCAGCAAACGUAAAAUUAAAUUAAAUCCAAAUGUACAAUCUACCAGUGGGUUACAAAAAUUAUCAAAAGUUACUGUUGAUAAAUCAUCUAGUAGCGAUGAAGAUAAUUUUUCUGUAAAUUAUAAAUCAAACAAAUCUGCAAUGCCUGCUGGACCUUCUGAUCAAGGAGCAACUGCCACAGUAGAAAUUGAUACAGAAAGAGAUAGAGAUGCUCAAGCAAUUUUUGAAAAAAGAUUGGAAAUCAAUAAAGAUCUUGAAGGCAAAGAAGAUGAUAAAGUUUAUAGAGGACUUAAUAAUUAUGCACAAUAUUUGAAACCAAAAGAUACUGCAGCAGGAAAUGCUAGCUCAGGUCUGGUUAGAAGAGGGCCUAUACGAGCACCAGCCAAUCUAAGAGCUACGGUGCGAUGGGAUUACCAACCAGACAUAUGUAAAGAUUAUAAAGAAACGGGUUUUUGUGGAUUCGGAGACAGUUGUAAAUUUUUGCAUGACAGAAGUGAUUACAAACAUGGUUGGCAACUUGAAAGAGAAUGGAAUGAAGGAAGUUAUUCAAGAGACAGCGAUGAUGAUACAAAAUAUGAAAUCCACUCAGAUGAAGAAGAGCUGCCUUUUAAAUGUGUUAUUUGUAGAGGAAGUUUUGUUGAUCCCGUUGUUUCAAAAUGCAAACAUUAUUUUUGCGAAAAAUGUGCCUUAGAAAGGUUCAAGAAGAACAAAAAAUGUUUUGUUUGUAACACUUUAAUAGUCAGUUUCAAUCCUGCCAACAAUUUAAUGGCUAGGCUAAAAAAGUUAGAUCAGGACGAGGUGAAAGAAGAGUCCGAUUUAUCAGAUUGAAUUUUUAAGAAAAUAAACCUGUUUUCUCUAUUUGUGUAUUUAUAAUUUUUAUCGAAAAUUGUUUAGUUUUAAUUCUACUUUUUCUUCUUCUAUUACCUCUUGUAUUUUGAUAUACAGCCGACUACUUGUUUACAAUUUCUAGGUGUCUAGGGUGUCUUGAAAUGUUUUUCUCUUUUCAAUACGGUAUAACUCCGCUAAUAAAAAAGUUAAUCAUUUGAAAUAAAUUUUAUUUUACAACGAUCAAAAUGAAAAAUUAUUUAUGGGAAAUAACAUUGUCGAGA